Molecule: messenger RNA, 12234 nt
Organism: Coregonus sp. 'balchen'
Lineage: Eukaryota; Metazoa; Chordata; Actinopteri; Salmoniformes; Salmonidae
Source: the annotation of a GenBank genome assembly
CUCCUCUUCGCUCUCUUAUCAUCAGCAGCAUAAUGCAACGGAGGAGUAACGAAAAAAUGUAAACUAUAGCUGUUAUUGCCAAUUCACAGACAUGAAAGAGGAAUAUUGUGCUCCUCCAAAUCCUUAGAACAAUUUCCCAUGAUGAGAAUUCAUUGCAAAGUUGUUGUGAUCGCUGUCUGUUUUGGAGUUUUUCUACUUUUGUACUUUUUGGGGGGGAAUGCUGCAGACGAUCCGCCUUUGAAAGAAGUUGCGGAGGAUUACUAUUUAACAACGUCCUCUGGGCUUGGAAACAUUGUUGCAUCAAAGUUAACAAAAAAGCCUCACAUAACACAGAAACAACCACUCACGGACCGAAAAGAAGUGAAAGUAGUCAGUAGAGGAGGCAAUGCGAUCGCAAAGCGGUAAGUAAUUUUCGACCAUUGCUUGUUAAUGUUGAUGUGAUUUAUUGGCGUUCUCCACGCCUAUUUUUUUUCCAUCAACCUUUUGGCACACAUUUUAAAGACGUAAGAUGUCUCAAAAGUAAUGUAGGGAUUUUUUGCACUUUUAUUCUACGGAUUGCAUUAAUAUCUGCUUACCGAUAUGGUUUCUUUUGUUCCUUUUGGAAGUUGUGGAAUGAGUCCACACGUAUCCUUUCUCUAUUCAUUCAGGAAGACGUGCUCCCCCCAUAAAAACAUACAUAGGCUCAAAUCUCAAUUAUGGUCAAGGACGUUGGCAACAAACAAUGGUUUGAUCUGUCAUGAGAGGACUAAACCUGCAAUUGUCAUACAAAUCAAAUUUUUAUUAUCACAGGUAUUUAUUUUAAUGACUGAUCAAUGUAUUGAUGAGAUUUAUUGCAAAGGUAUUGGCACAUAAUGCAUGUCAUCUCUCACCUAUUCGGUGAGUUGGGUGCAUAUUUGAUCCCAUGAUGAGCUCAAAUAAUUGUCUGUAUACCGGUUUAAGAAAAAGGCUCGAUUGUAAAAAUAAUUGUCGUUUUGUGGGGUUUAUCCCUUUAAGUCCUGUGGUUAACGGGUUUAAAGGUCACCUUGAGAGGGCUCCAAGGAGACCCACUGAUUACACUGCUGGGGAUUGACGAGCAUACACUUACAUAUCUUUUAGAAUUAAACUCACAUACAGGACCUACGCCUUCAAGUCAAGGUGCUAAACUACUCCAACUUUAGAAUAUGAUGUGUGUUUGAUGUCAUGUCCCUUCAAAGUAAACAAGCCGUUCUAGACAAAUAUACACUGAACAAAAAUAUAAACGUAACAUGUUGGUUUCAUGAGCUGAAAUAAAAGAUCCCAGACAUUUUUCAUACGCACAAAAAGCUUAUUUCUCUAAAAUGAUGGCCACAAAUUUGUUUCAAUCCCUGUUAGGGAGCAUUUCUCCUUUGCCAAGAUAAUCCAUCCACCUGACAGGUGUGGCAUAUCAAGAAGCUGAUUAAACAGCAUGAUCAUUACACAGGUGUACCUUGUGCUGAGGACAAUAAAAGGUCACUCUAAAAUGUGCAGUUUUGUCACAACACAAUGCCACAGAUGUCUCAUGUUUUUGAGGGCGUGUGCAAUUGGCAUGCUGACUGCAGGAAUGUCCACCAGAGCUGUUGCCAGAGAAUUGAAUGUUACUUUCUCUACCAUAAGCCACCUCCAACGUCGUUUUAGAGAAUCUGGCAGUAUGUCCAAUCGGCCUCACAACCGCAGACCAUGUGUAACCACACCAGCCCAGGACCUCCACAUCCGGCUUCUUUACCUGCGGGAUCGUCUGAGACCAGCCACCCGGACAGCUGAUUAAACUGUGGGUUUGCGCAACCGAAUAAUUUCUGCACAAACUGUCAGAAACCGUCUCAAGGAACCUAAUCUGCGUGCUCGUCGUCCUCACCAGGGUCUUGACCUGACAACAUUCCACAGGCCACAAUCAACAGCCUGAUCAACUCUAUGCGAAGGAGAUGUGUUGCGCUGCAUGAGGUAACCAACAGAUGCAUAUCUGUAUUCCCAUUGAAAUGUGAAAUUCAUAAAUUAGGGCCUAAUACAUUUAUUUCAAUUGACAGAUUUUCUUAUGAACUGCAACUCAGUAAAAUCUUUCAAAUUGUUGCAUUUUAUAUUUUUGUUCAGUUUAGAUGACCUCAACUACUGGUCAAAACAGUCUGAACACGUGAAUGUGUCAUCCCAUGCGCUCAUUCCCUCUUUCCUGUGCCUUGCAGACAAUAACUAGGAAAUGGUUUAUCGUCUUUGACUAUUUGUGUCUCCUAUUAUAGUCUUCCUUCUGUCAGGCUAUCACUGAUAUGAUAAUAUAGCCCAUAUUUGAUAGUCUAAAGGCAAUGCUUUCUGUUGUAAAGCUUGCUUUCACCUCCAGCGUUUCCCAAAUUCGGUCCUCGGGACCCCAAGAGGUGCCCGUUUUGGUUUUUGCCCUAACACUACACAGCUGAUUCAAAUUAUCAAAGGUUGAUGAUUAGUUGAUUAUUUGAAUCAGCUGUGUAGUGUUAGGGCAAAAACCAAAACGUGCACCCUUUGGGGUCCCGAGGACCGAGUUUGGGAAACCCUGCCCUACACUGUCCUGUUUGAUCAGUGAUUUGGUUGGAAGCAUUUAUAAAGCAUUCAGACAGGACCAUAGUGUCCUGGCAGUGACCACACCCACACAUGUGUCCCUCUACUGAUAAGAGAAAUGGGGUGAAAAGGUGACGGUGAUGGAGGAAAAUGACUAAAGCAGGUUUCACAAACAUAACGCUCUGAUAUUGAAAUUAACUGCACAUCUCCCUUAGCUUUAGACCCUUUACCAUUGGUUCUGGUGAAAGGGAGGGAUAGAAUUGCCAUAAGAUAAAUGCUAUUAUGUUGUCUUGGUUACUCUUUCCUGCUCAUCAUUGUUUGUGGAAUUUCCCCACAUAUUUCUCAGGCAAGUGAAAAUUGUACAUAUAUUUACAUUUGAGUCAUUUAGCAGACGCUCUUAUCCAGAGCAACUUACAGUUAGUGAGUGCAUAAAUUUUUCAUACAUAUAUGAUACUGUCGUCACAACAAACACUUGUCUUCAUCAUCUGGAAUAUUGUAAAAUAGUGUGCCCUGAGCACAAUCAAAUGUAUUUAUAAAGCCCUUUUUACAUCAGCAGAUGUCACAAAGUGCAAUUCAGAAACCCAGCCUAAAACCCCAAAAAGCAACUAAUGCAGAUGUAGAACCAUGGUGGCUAUGAAAAACUCCCUAGAAAAGCAGGAACCUAGGAAGAAACCUAGAGAGGAACCAGGCUCUGAGGGGUGGCCAGUCCCCUUCUGGCUGUGCCGGGUGGAGAUUAUAACAGUACAUGGCCAUUAAGGCCAGAUUGUUCUCCAAGAUGUUCAUAGAUGACCAGCAGGGUCAGAUAAUAAUCACAGUGGUUGUAGAGGGUGCAACAGGUCAGUACCUCAGGAGUAAAUGUCAGUUGGCUUUUCAUAGCCGAGCAUUCAGGGGUCGAGACAACAGGUGCGCUAGAGAGAGAGUCGAAAACAGCAGGUCUGGGACAAGGUAGCACGUCCGGUGAACAGGUCAGGGUUCCCUAGCCGCAGGCAGAACAGUUGAAACUGGAGCCGCAGCACGACCAGGUGGACUGGGGACAGCCAGGAGUCAUCAGGCCAGGUAGUCCUGUGGCAUGGUCCUAGAGCUCAGGUCCUUCGGGAGGGGAGGGAGAGAAAAUUAGAGGGAGCAUACUUAAAUUCACACAGGACACCAGAUAAGACAGGAGAAUAACACCAGAUAUAACAGACUGACCCUAGCCCCCUGGCACAUAGACUAUUGCAGCAUAGAUACUGGAGACUGAGACAGGGGUGGGUUGGGGGACACUGUGGUCCCAUCCGACGAUACCCCGGGACAGGGCCAACCAGGCAGGACAUAACCCCACCCGCUUUGCCAAAGCACAGCCCCCACACCACUAGAGGGUGACGCACCCCUUCUAGGGACGGUAUGGAAGAGCACUAGUAAGCCAGCAGACAAUCCCAGUGGAGAGAGGGGAGCGGGCCAGGCAGAGACAGCAAGGGCAGUUCGUCGCUCCAGUGCCUUGCCGUUCACCUUCGCACCCCUGGGCCAGACUACACUCAAUCAUAGGACCUAUGGAAGAGAUGAGUCUUCAUUAAAGACUUAAAGGUCGAGACCGAGACUGCGUCUCUCACAUGGAGCUCUAUAGGAGAAAGCCCUGCCUCCAGCUGUUUGCUUUGAAAUUCUAGGGACAAUAAGGAGGCCUGCGUCUUGUAACCGUAGCGUACGUGUAGGUAUGUACAGCAGGACCAAAUCGGAGAGAUAGGUAGGAGCAAGCCCAUGUAAUGCUUUGUAGGUUAGCAGUAAAACCUUGAAAUCAGCCCUAGCCUUAACAGGAAGCCAGUGGAGAGAGGCUAGCCCUGGUGUAAUAUGAAUACCAACAAGGUAUUCAUUCCAUUGCAGUAACAUUAUCUAAAGCUAAAUGUCAUCUUGGAUGUCUAAAGACUGCUCUCUCUGUCUGCAGGUCUUUAAAACCUCCCUGCUUACCCGAGCAUCCUGGCGAGGUUUAAGGGACAUCUUAUGUGGGCCUCAUCAAGGGGAAAAAAGCUAUUUUUUUUGGGUAGCUCACUGACUCACUUAAACUGCAGGAGAGUGAGCCAAUGAAGGAGAGAAAGAGGGAGAAAGUACCUCUUGGCAGACAUGGGCAGAGGCUGGUGUUGAGUAACUUGGAAAAUCUGUUUAUCAGAAUACACGUAGCUAGGGGUGAUGAUUCACUCAAAGAGAAUGUUACUUUAUUGAAAUCUGUUAUGCAUGGGGAGGACUUUCAUAUUCAGAAAGGAAAGCAAGCACAUUUUUCUUAUUUUUUCUAAAACAUCUGGUGAAAUUCCCUUCUCACAGCCUUCAUCCACAGUACUCUGUUGUCAAUAAUUAGUUCAGUUCUUGUUGUAUCCCCUCAGAGCUAGUCUGAGUCUGUCCAAAUGUUUCCAGAUGGGUGGAAUAUAGUUCUAACACUGUCAGAUUACCUCACAUGAGCAGCAUGUGCUUCGUAACGGGGCUUUGCUGGGUCUAACUGUGUUCACAACAUUCAUUUCCCUGGUCCAGGCCAGAUAUAGUAUGCAUCAUAGAACAACACAUUUAUGGUUAGGUUGCACAUUAAAAGACAGUAUGCCACUCCCUCAGUAUUUUGUAUUACUUUCCCCCUACUAAUGUAUACAGUACAUGUUCAUAAACAUGAAUUGUUCUUGAAAGAGCCGUCAAAGCCUAGACUAGAGGACAGGUUUCUCUGAGCCCUGCCAUCAAUCGUAAUCGGUGUUGCGUGAUUGUCCCUCAGCCAUGCAGAAAACGAAGUGUCACGCUUGGAGACUGUCCUGCAACCCACCUGGCAAAUUUCAGUCCCCCCCCUCAGAUUUUUAGACUAGUAGACACAUUAUUCUGACAGACUAGUCUGUUUCCUUUCCAAAAUCCUCACACAACUGAUAGACAGAGUUACAAAGGACGAUUUGUUCUAAAUGAGGAUUUUUGUGGCCAUGAGUUUGUAUUCUUCCUUUGCUCCAUGCUAAUGUAUACAUAUAUACAGGUGUUAUAAAACAAAAAACACAGCCCAUACAGUAUAUACAUAAAGUGCAGCGCUGAGCAUUUAGGUCUAGUUCUACGUUGAGCAAUACAAAUGUAUACUUUUCAGACUGUGAUAUAUUCUGCUCUGCUGAAUCCAUUUGAAUGAAAUGGCAGUCUCUUCCACUGUGCAGAGAGAGCAUUUUUAAAUCGGAUAUAGAAAUGACUGGCUUUGAGCAUUAGAGAACAAAGCCCAUAGGGUAUAUACAAACCUACAGUACAGGGGGAGGGAGAGCUGCUCAUUCUGAACACUAGGCAGGGACGUCUUAACGGAGGCCUUGAAUAUGGACAUGUUGGUUAGCUGUCUGUCAGUAGAAACAGUGUGAUGAUGUGCUGUCUGGAAUGUAUGUGUCUCAGGCAUAUCCUGUCAUGUUCCUGCUGUGCCUCUUAACUCUCAUGGCGUUGCAGUUGAUAUGUCCUUGAUGAAGUAGCAGCCUUGCUUUGGAGCGGCAUGGUUCUGCUAUUCGGAUGACAGUUGAUGAGGAGGCUUCUGUAAACUGAGAGUCUGAGUCAUGUUGCCCCUGUGUGUUCCCUUGUAGCAGACAGAGGAGUGACAUGGGACUGGGCAGGCUUUCAUCGAAGCGCACCCGAGCUGAGGAAGUCAUGCACCUGGCCGUGGUGGCCUGUGGGAACCGCCUGGACGAGACGCUCACCAUGGUCAAGUCGGCCCUCCUCUUCAGCAUCAAGAGGAUCAAGUUCCACAUUUUUGCAGAGGACCCCUUGGCCUCUCAGUUUGAAAAGGGGGUAAGUACCGUCAGGCAGGUACUAGAGUACAUGAUCUAGGCUUUAGGUACGGUAUGUUUCUGGAAAAGUAACACUCUAAUUCUCAAAAGAUCAGCCUUUUUGAAUAUUUUCAAAGACUCAUGCAUAUCUUGGUUGCUGGUCAGUAAUAUAUUACAUUUACUGCCAGAUCUGAGCAUGUUGAAAAAAAACACAGAUUUAUGCUUUUUGAACAGAUUUAUGCUCGCUUGCCCUCUUCAACAUCUUACAGACAUCAGACCCUUUUAUCUCAAGGUCGAUCGUGUAUCACCCAGACAUUUGUCUCACUGAAUUACCUAUGCAACAUUUCAAAGUCACUUUUUAGUUUGUUUAUUCACGAUCCAAGCUUUACAAAGUCAAUGUCUUAGGCUACUGUGUAGCUGUAAACCUAAAGGUAUACAUACCGGUAAACCAAAACAGCAUGCAUGCAUGAGGCUACAUGCCCUUUGGGUGUUUAUGGAGUAUGGUCUGUGUACCAUGUGAGAACCUCCCCCAUUAUAAUUGGUUUCAUGCUAGCCAGGAAGUCGAGUUAGUUAAACCCUAAAAUCAGUAGCAUAUGUGCAGGAGAUGGAACGUUCUAUGUCUGGCCUGCCUGCGCUGGUCAAAGAGGAGGUAGAAGCGAAGGGCUGAAAAGGGUUCUGGCCUCGUUGAUCUGUGCACCUAGUCAACAGAAACCCUGCUAGCUCCUCACACUGAUCUUUGUUUUGGGGCCAAAUUGUUUAAUAAUGCUGCCGAUUAUGGAGGGCUUCAGUAUCUAACAGAGCAGAAAAUCAUAGGCCUCUAUGUGUGACAGCAGUGUUGACUUUGAGGGGGUAACCCUCAGGCUUGGACAGAAUGGGCCUCAAAUCUGCUACCUCAUGUUUAGGUUAGUUUCACUGGGAGUUAGGCGUAGUUAUAGCAACAGCUGGCAGCCUUAUGGUCGAUGUACAACACAACUGCACUUACUGUAAAGACAUGACUUCAUUGGUUUACAAGGACUUCCUUAGAGGUGUAUGUAGACUUGAACUCUCAGGAGUGUAUCAUGUGUCAGAAUAAUGAAUAUUUCCGUUUGCUCUUUUAGUGAUCACUCUCCCAUACACCUCUUGACUCAACCUUUCGAGUUGCAGUUUUGUUACUUUGGAAGUUAGAUAUGAGACUUCCUGUGAUGGCAUCUUAAAAUGGCUGUGUUACCUCUAACAGCUAAUGAUGAUGGUGUCUAGUAACUUUGUGUGGUUUCUCUUUCAGCUGAGCCAGUGGGCCCGCGGUAUCUCCAACAAGUUCCAGUACAGUAUCUACCCAAUCACCUUCUCUGUGGGGAAUGCAGAGGAAUGGAAAAAGCUGUUCAAGCCCUGCGCUGCCCAGAGGCUGUUUCUCCCUGUAAGGCUGCAGCACAUCUUCUCUCUCACCUCUCUAUGUACUAUAUCGUAUUUAUCAAACAUAUACACAGAGUCUUUCAAAUGACAAAUAUAUAUUCAUCAGCAAAUGUGUUUAGAUAAUUGUCCAGGUCAUCCGCUUCCUAUUUCUGUUACACUCUGGGCUGCAUCCUGACCCCAAUGCAUUUUCUAUUAGAUAGGUUUAGCUUAGUUUACACAAGCAUAUGAGUGAUAUACCCAGAUAAUAAUAGUGUAUAUCCUUUAUUAUGGGUUUCACUUGUUAUAUUAAAUUGGUAUAUAAUCAAUUACCUUAGCAUGGUAAUAUAUGGCUUUAUUCAUACCCAUUGACCUUUACUUAACAAACCAGCAAUCUCCAGAGAUUGAAUUCAAUGGACAUGCAUAUAUAUUUUUUUAUGGACAAUCUUUGAAUCAUCACAGUGUGCACACAUUGCUUUGUCUUUGUACACAUUGCAUUGCACUGUUGUAAAAAGUGGUAAGCAAUCCAUGACUGCAAUUUGAUUGAUUGGCAGAUGAUGCUACACAAACCAUAUACUUUGCAGGAGCCGAGUGAUAUUUGAUUCUCAUCAGGAACAGAUUGCUUUGUGAUUACUCUUCCCUCAAGCCAUUGUAUGUUUUGAGAUGGCACAUACUGUAUGUAUAAUGGACUGUCACUGCAAUAGGAGAAAAUGACAUAUUCUGAUUGUAACUUACACAUUAUGAUUGUUGUGACAACAGGUGAUCCUGAAGGAUGUGGACUCUUUACUCUACGUGGAUACAGACGUGCUGUUCCUCAGGCCCAUGGAUGAUAUGUGGAGUUUCCUCAAGGCCUUCAACACCACCCAGCUGGCUGCUAUGGCCCCAGAGCAUGAGAUCCCCAAGAUUGGCUGGUACAGCCGCUUCGCACGCCACCCCUUCUACGGGGUCACCGGGGUCAACUCAGGAGUCAUGCUGAUGAACCUCACAAGGAUCCGAAGAACUUUGUUCAAAGUAUGGAACAUCAUCAAUCAAUCAACCUUUUGGUCAUAUUCCCUAUCCCAUGUCACUCACUACUGAGCAUUUCUGCCCUGUUGUCCACCUCUGAGUUGAAAGCUGUAAGGAGAGUAGUUGUAUCAGUCAAUCAUAUCUAUCUGAAGCCAGCCAGCUUAAGAUAUGUCACUUAUUGGCACUCCGUCUCAACAGUCUGAGUGCUCAAUGUAGUGGAGGCCAUGAUUAAGGCUCUGUGAUUGCCACACUCACAUUAGAGCAGUGCUUCAGCACAAUCAAGCUCAUAUUGGGAUCUCCCUUCAUCUAAGAAGGAGCAGUUUGCUCCUUUCAAAUUGGGCAUAGUGUAAGAAUUGUAGCUGCUAUUUAGGCUGUGGAGUAAACCAGUCCCUGUUCCUAUUCCAGAACAGCAUGAUACCCAGUGGCCUGUCAUGGGAGGACCUCCUCCACCCACUCUACCAGAAGUACAAGAACCACAUCACUUGGGGCGACCAAGACCUCCUCAACAUUAUCUUCCACUACAAUCCAGGUACACUCUGCCAACCCACAAAUAAGAAAAUAAAAUGGCAAAUAAUUUCACCGCCAUUCAUGUUGACAGCAAGAGCUGUACUUAGGCCUGCAUCAAUUUAAAAUGUUUCCCCAAAACGUGAAUCCAUGGGUGUUUGCAUAAAUGUCAGCUUGUAUGGAACUCAAUACAAUUCCUUCAGGCAGGUGUAGUUAUUGGUUUUCCUGCUCUAAUACAACCACAUGAAAGAACUCUCUUAAAUGAGGUAAAUGCUGUGGAACGAAACAAACCUGCGGCUGCAGCAGCAGAUUCAGUCACAGGUACUAAGUGUUCCAAGCCUGAAGUAGACUUGGCUGGAGCAUUGUUUGUCUGACAACAUGAAUGGAACCUGUCUAGUAAACAAGCAUAUCCCUAGCAGCAUCCCCAAAUAUUUUUUUAUUUGAAAAAGGGCCAUGUGCAGGGAGCAGCCAGUCACUGUGUACUAUCUGCCUCCACCAUGGAAAGACUUCAGUCCCUGGCAUGUCUGAUCUUUCUCCUUUUAUGUCUGCCCUCAACCUGGUCACAGAGCAUUUAGUAUUAUUCUGUAUGUAAAUCAGAGAAACUCCAUUUAGUAUGAUAUGUUACGUUAUUUAAGACAUAUGGUUACUUAAGGCAGAAACGAAAGUGGGGUGGAUGGGUGGGCGUAUAACGCAAACGUCUAGCAACUCAAAGGUUGCGAGUUCAAAUCUCAUCACGGACAGCUUUAGCAUUUUAGUUCAUUAUCAACUACUUACUACUUUUUAGCUACUUUGCAACUACUUAGCUAACCCUUCCCCUUUAACCUAACUCCUAAACUUAACCCUAACACCUAACCCAUCUAGCAACCCAAUGGUUGCGAGUUCAAAUCUCAUCACGGACAAUUUUGGAUUUUAGCUAAUUACCAACUUUAACUACUUACUACUUUUCAACUACUUAGCUAACCCUAACUUAAACCCUUUCCCUAACCAUUUAACUUAACUCCUAAACUGAACACUAACCCCUAGCUACCUAGCUAGAAUUCGUAACCUAUCAUAUGUUUGGCAAAUUCUCAUAAUAUUGUACAUUUAGCAAAUUCGUAAAAUAAUACGAAAUGUAAUUUGUAACAUAUCAUAUACGAAAUAGGUGAUGGACAUCCACAAAUGAAUACAUACUAUACAAAACAUAACAUAUCAUACUACAUGGAGUGUCUAGGAUUUACUUACAGAAUAAUACGAAAUGCUCUGAGACUAGGUUGCUGCCCUUGUUUCUGGUUUAAGGGGAUUCUCCAUUGGUGUUUCUCCCUUCCCAAGUCAAGAUUUAAUGCAUUUUUAAAAGGACUAGAAUCCUUUUAGUUGUGAAGCAAGCCAUUUGAUAAUUGACAUGUUUUGGGAUCAGCAAAACAUGAGGUCUGAACGAUUAUCAUUGUAUGUUGAAGUCAUUAGGUUUCUUUUUUCUGUCUUUGGUAGUUUUUUCAAUAUUGGUGUCACAGUAUGCACUGUGGUAAGCUUUGGGACAUUGUGCAGAAAUCUGAUGUAACAGACAUGUAAUGGUGUGUUCCUGUGUUUGCAGAGUGUCUGUACACCUUCCCAUGCCAGUGGAACUACAGGCCUGAUCACUGCAUGUAUGGGAGCAACUGUAAAGGAGCGGAACAGGAAGGCGUGUCCAUUCUCCACGGCAACCGAGGAGUGUAUCACGAUGACAAACAGCCAGCCUUUAAAGUAGUGUAUGAUGCAAUACAUGAGGUAAGAAUAAUCUAUUCAUUUGAGUAGAUUGUUUCACUAAAAACUGCAAGUUUCUUUACUAGAUUGCCGGUUACAUCCUCUGGGACAAAGGCAACAAAAUGAAGGGGGAGGCGCUCAGAAAAUGAUCAACCUUGGUAUUAAAUCCUUCUGUCCUUUGUCCUUUUCUCUCCUUGGAAAUGCUGUGGAAAUGUUAACAUAUGGAAAUCCUUGUCUCACAGCAACAUCAGCCCCCUCUGCUGCCCACAGAUAAGCCUUUUAUUAACCAGACAAUAUGAUUCAUAUCCAUCCCCUUCUAUAGUACCUACAGUAAGCCAAUGGCACAGUUGAUUUAUAAGAGGUUUGAUAAGCUACCACUACUGGUGUCUAACCCUGAGGCAUGCAAUGGUUCUGUUUUACAGUACCCCUUUGAGGACAACUUGUUCCAGUCACUGUUCUAUCCCCUCCAGACCAAGUUUCUGGACACCGUCAACACCCUGUGUGGUCGGAUUCCCCAGGUGUUUCUCAAACAGGUAGAGAAGACCAUGAGGACCAUGUACGAGAAGAAAGUGGUCCGUCAUGUGAAGCCUCCACCUAAAUAACUACAGGAAACUGGAUAGAGGAAGUUAUUUCUGACAUCCCUAUGGGAAUCUUUCUGUGGAAGAUGUGCAAUGUCAGGAGUCCCCAGACCAGACUGCCAUAUUAUGACUUUGACAGAACUAGUCUGGAAACCGAUUGAUGGAAUCAGAAUGCGUUGCACGGUGUCUGUAACACACAGCGGAUCACAAAUGACAUUCCAUUUGAUUGGAAUGGUGGUAUGGAUCAUGAUGGUCAUGUAGAAGGACAGGCAUACAGUGCUGGUCAAUGAUGCUGUGUGUGGGGUAAGCUUGCCUGAUCACCCACUUAUUUUUUUUACAUAACCUGAUUUAUAGGUGAAAAUGUGAUGAUAAACUUCGUGAUUUGUUUUAUACUUUUUUUAAAGUCCAAUGCUUUCUUGAGUUCAGGAUAAGUCCUGGUGGAGAGUAUUAUGUGGGAAUUUAUUUUGUUUUUCUCUUAAAAUAUGCAUGAACGUGUCUGCCGUAAUGCCUUUAUACCAGAGGCUUCUGGAAAUGGUUUGAAAUUAUCCCACUCUGCCUGAAGGUUGGCGCCUAAUUGAUCCUUUUAUGUCAAGCAAAGCUAAUGGGCCUUUGCUUAACCAGAGCUUUCUGUCAAAGACAAAAUCACUUGCAUAUCUGUACAUGUGGGAAUGAGUGAAUGUGAUUAAACUUGUCCAGUUCUCCAAUGCCAGCGACAGUAUUAAACACAGUAUCAUGAACAUAUCAUACACUAGAAAUUACCAUUUAAUAUUUUGUAUAGAAGAUGUGUAGCCAAAUGCCCUAUUGCAGGGGUAGGCAACCCUGUUCCU